AUGGGCUUCUUCAACCGCAAGAAGGCCAGGAAUACCGCCCCCGACCCGGUACCGGUGCCGAUGCCGGUCAAGCCGGCGUCCUGCGUGAAGGCCCGGGCUCAGUAUCACGCUUCACCGCCGCAAGUUUCUCAAUAUGUCACGUCAACAACUCAGACGCCGACGUACUGGCAUCCUCAGCCGCAGCAACCGGGGCUAUACCAGCACCCGCCUCCUCCGUAUUACCACCCGCCGCCGCCGCCGCCGCAGCAGCAGCAACUCCAGGUCCAACAACAUCGCCCCCAGGGAUGGUCUCAGUAUCCCCAGCACGGGCAGUACGCCGCGCCCGUCGUCGUGAACCAGCACUACUACAACCUCCCUGCGCCGACGUCGACGGCGCUGGUGCCGUUCCUUCCUCCUCCCGCCGCCGUCGCCGCCGCCGCCUCCACCGUCAACACGAACCCCUACUCCUCGUCCCGCAACGCCGCGACGUGUCCCUCGGGCCUUGACCGGUUCGCCGGGUCGAUGGUGACGCUCGCCCGGGACUUUGCGUCGCCGCGAUUCCUCGAGGAGCCCAACUUUCACCCGCACGCGACGCAGCUCAUCAACUCGACCGCCGCCUGCGUCGACCAGAUCGCCGGCUGCUUCAACGACGUCGUCACGCUGAUCGACCGGGAGAGGCUGGUCGGGAACGAGAGGGCUCUGUUCUCGUACCAGAGCGGCGGCGAGAACACGGCGUCGCAUACUCCGCCGUCGGGGCCCGGGGGUGGUAAUGGGCGGAGGGGCGCCAGGGAAAGGGAAAGGAACAGGAAAGCGAGUGGAGGCGGAGCGAGGAAGAAGGGCAGCAGUAACGGGGACAAGGGAAACUCGUUGUCGUCGUCAUCGUCAAAGGUGCAGACGACGGCCGUCACCGCGUCGGUGGUGUCUGGGAACUACUUUGCAAAAGUCGAGCUGUACGCCAACUCGAGACUGCCCCUGAAUCUCCCACCGCUGAGACUAUACAUGCCGACCUGGCCGCUCCUCUGCCUCGCGGCGCAGUACGCAGAACGCGUGUACGAGCAGCCCAGGGGCGCGGAGCGCGACGCCCACGUCUCGGCCGACUGGAAGACGGGCACCAAGGCCAUGGUCAUCAAGUCGGUGCCCAUGGACCACAUGGACACCAUCGUCUUCGCCAUCCGCGGCUCCGCCACCUUCAUGGACUGGGCCGUCAACCUCAACGCGGCGCCCGCCUCGCCCGCGGGCUUCCUCGACGACGAGGGCAACUCGUGCCACGCCGGCUUCCUCGCCGUCGCGCGCAAGAUGGGCGAGCGGGAUGUCGCUGAGGCCGAGGGAGAACAGGGUGAAGGACCAGUCGUCGACGACCGGGAGGGUCCGGGACGACACGCAGGGGAAGCCGAUCUGGCGCCUGCCGCCGAGCACGCUCAGCUCCCCGGGCCGGAUCGUCGUGCUGCGCAGCGGGGACCCGCGGGCGAGGCUCAAGGACCGGAAGACGGUGAACGAGCGGCUGGACGAGGGGGUUGUCGCGCAGACGGUCUCGGAUGA
Messenger RNA from Colletotrichum higginsianum IMI 349063, 1518 nucleotides. Its product is annotated as vegetative cell wall protein gp1. Bases 1 to 1518 code for a protein of 505 amino acids. The record is from RefSeq and is a predicted model, not a curated record. NCBI's taxonomy places the organism in Eukaryota, Fungi, Ascomycota, Sordariomycetes, Glomerellales, Glomerellaceae. The transcript has 3 exons.